Messenger RNA from Ochotona princeps (American pika), 1573 nucleotides. RefSeq names its product kelch domain containing 10 (gene KLHDC10). Gene Ontology annotation, molecular function: protein binding. The transcript has 10 exons. The record is from RefSeq and is a predicted model, not a curated record. NCBI's taxonomy places the organism in Eukaryota, Metazoa, Chordata, Mammalia, Lagomorpha, Ochotonidae. Gene Ontology annotation, biological process: positive regulation of stress-activated MAPK cascade. The coding region runs from base 96 to 1430 and encodes 444 amino acids.
CUCCCUUCCCCCUGUCUCCCCGGUCUCUGGAGGAGCCCAGGAAGGAGGCUCCGCCGGUGCCUGCCAGGUCAGGGGCUGCCGGGACCCGGGCCGUCAUGUCGGCCGCGCAGGGCUGGGACAGGAACCGCCGGCGGGGAGGAGGCGGCGGCGCGGCCGGCGGGGGCGGCGGGGGCAGCGGGGGCGGCGGGGGCAGCGGGGUCGGCGGGGGUCGGGGCGCUGGCCAGCUCAACCGCUUCGUGCAGCUCUCCGGGCGGCCGCACCUGCCAGGUAAGAAGAAAAUACGAUGGGACCCAGUUAGGAGGCGCUUCAUUCAGUCCUGUCCCAUCAUAAGGAUCCCUAACAGGUUUUUGAGAGGCCACAGACCUCCACCAGCACGAAGUGGACACCGCUGUGUGGCAGACAAUACCAACCUCUAUGUGUUUGGAGGUUAUAACCCAGACUAUGACGAGUCAGGGGGCCCAGAUAAUGAGGACUACCCCCUCUUCAGGGAGCUCUGGAGGUAUCAUUUCGCUACAGGAGUAUGGCACCAGAUGGGCACUGAUGGCUACAUGCCCCGGGAACUGGCAUCCAUGUCACUUGUGCUGCAUGGGAACAACCUGCUAGUGUUUGGAGGAACGGGCAUCCCGUUCGGGGAGAGCAACGGCAACGACGUGCACGUGUGCAAUGUGAAGUACCGCAGGUGGGCGCUGCUCAGCUGCCGCGGCAAGAAGCCCAGCCGUAUCUACGGACAGGCCAUGGCCAUCAUCAACGGCUCCCUGUAUGUGUUUGGAGGGACAACCGGCUACAUAUACAGCACCGACCUGCACAAACUGGACCUCAACACCAGGGAGUGGACACAGCUCAAGCCCAACAACCUUUCCUGUGACCUGCCGGAAGAGAGAUACAGACAUGAAAUUGCACAUGACGGUCAGAGGAUUUACAUCUUGGGAGGCGGCACGUCCUGGACAGCUUACUCCUUGAACAAGAUCCACGCAUACAACCUUGAGACAAAUGCAUGGGAGGAAAUUGCAACAAAACCCCAUGACAAAAUAGGGUUUCCUGCAGCCCGAAGGUGUCACAGCUGUGUUCAAAUCAAAAGUGAUGUGUUUAUCUGUGGAGGCUAUAAUGGGGAAGUGAUCCUGGGAGACAUCUGGAAGUUGAACCUGCAGACUUUCCAGUGGGUGAAGCUGCCAGCCACGAUGCCUGAGCCCGUGUACUUUCACUGUGCGGCUGUUACACCUGCUGGUUGCAUGUACAUCCAUGGAGGAGUGGUGAACAUCCAUGAGAACAAGCGGACUGGGUCGCUGUUUAAGAUCUGGCUGGUGGUGCCGAGCCUGCUGGAACUGGCGUGGGAGAAGCUCCUUGCGGCCUUCCCCGACCUCGCACACCUUUCCCGAACGCAGCUGCUACACCUCGGACUCACACAGGGACUCAUCGAGCGCUUGAAAUGAACACUCGUGAACUGCUCAUCGCUUCUGGAAAUGUUAAUUUAAAGAGACUCCUUUAUUUAUGGGCAGUGUAGAAUGUGCUACAAAGAGGAUUGGUUACCCUGAUCAAGGCCUUAUUCAGAAAAUACAUCAGAUGCCUUUCUGUA